Messenger RNA from Ornithodoros turicata, 2577 nucleotides. RefSeq names its product zinc finger protein 431-like. Gene Ontology annotation, molecular function: RNA polymerase II transcription regulatory region sequence-specific DNA binding; DNA-binding transcription factor activity, RNA polymerase II-specific. Gene Ontology annotation, biological process: regulation of transcription by RNA polymerase II. NCBI's taxonomy places the organism in Eukaryota, Metazoa, Arthropoda, Arachnida, Ixodida, Argasidae. The transcript is spliced from 6 exons. The record is from RefSeq and is a predicted model, not a curated record. Gene Ontology annotation, cellular component: nucleus. Bases 1 to 2577 code for a protein of 858 amino acids.
AUGACGUCUAUGGCAUUGGAUGACGAGUACUGGACGAAGUCGUCAGUCUCAAAGGAUGCGUGGGAUGGAGAGCCUUACAUGAAAUGUGCAAGAGACAGCACUGAUAUGCUCCACAUUAAGGACAAGUCCAGACGCACUUGUGUACAAGAAUACUCAGGUUACACUUCUUCAUAUGCACAGUUCAAAAUCAGCACAACAACAGUUGAACUGCAGCUCGACAGCACUGCAUUAGUCACUACGAACGAUCGACACGCUGGGCAACAUAGAGACCAGAGCAAGCCACGGGCACUUGCAUGCAUGUCGAAAGCCAGCCUAGAAUGCCACAUGUUUGCACACUGUCACAACGAGUCUGAAAAGUGUUCCACUACUCCUCCAUCGGAUGUUCAAAUGGGAGGGAUGGGUUCUGGGUGCAACACCUGUUCCUCUGCAUUCUCGUGGUCUGCAGAUGACAAGAACCACGUGGCUUCAGAGUUAAGCAUGAGCCGGAAUCUACAGCAGCACACGAGGACAUAUUCAUCCAAGAAGCCAUACACGUGCGAUGUCUGCCCUGUGGACUUCACCCGGAAUGCUCACCUGGAGCAGCACAAGCGGGCACACACAGGCGAUAAGCCAUACAAGUGCAAUGUCUGCCCUGCUGAGUUCAGCCAGCCCGGGAACCUACAGCGUCACAAGUGCACACACACGGGAGAGAAGCCAUACAAGUGCGAUGUCUGCCAUGCAGAGUUCAGCCUGAUUGGGCACCUACAGCAGCACAAGCGGACACACACGGGUGAGAAGCCAUACGAGUGCGAUGUCUGGGCACCUACAGCGACACAAGUGCACACACGCGGGCGAGAAGCCAUACAACAGCACAAGUGGACACACACGGGUGAGAAGCCAUACGAGUGCGAUGUCUGCCCUGCAGUGUUCAGCCAGCGCGGGAACCUGCAGCGUCACAAGUGCACACACACGGGCGAGAAGCCAUACAAGUGCGAUGUCUGCCAUGCAGAGUUCAGCCUGAUUGGGCACCUACAGCAGCACAAGCGGACACACACGGAGUUCAGCCUGAUUGGGCACUUACAGCAGCACAAGUGGACACACACGGGUGAGAAGCCAUACGAGUGCGAUGUCUGCCCUGCAGUGUUCAGCCAGCGCGGGAACCUGCAGCGUCACAAGUGCACACACACGGGCGAGAAGCCAUACAAGUGCGAUGUCUGCCAUGCAGAGUUCAGCCUGAUUGGGCACUUACAGCAGCACAAGUGGACACACACGGGUGAGAAGCCAUACGAGUGCGAUGUCUGCCCUGCAGUGUUCAGCCAGCGCGGGAACCUGCAGCGUCACAAGUGCACACACACGGGCGAGAAGCCAUACAAGUGCGAUGUCUGCCAUGCAGAGUUCAGCCUGAUUGGGCACCUACAGCAGCACAAGCGGACACACACGGAGUUCAGCCUGAUUGGGCACCUACAGCAGCACAAGCGGACACACACGGGUGAGAAGCCAUACGAGUGCGAUGCCCUGCGAAGUUCAGCAGGGGCUGGAGCAAGAGAAAGCACCGGUACACUCCAUAUCAAGGACAAGCCCAGAUGCGCUUGUGACCAAGUAUCUCCAGGUUGCAUUUUCUCAAAUGCGCAGUUCAAGAUCGGCACAGCAACGGUUGAAGAGCUAUUAAACAACUUUGCAGUAGUCACUAUGGAAGAUCCGCCCAAGGAACGACCUACAGAAAAGAGCAAGUCAUGUGGGCUUGCAUGCACGUCCAAAGCCAGACUGCAACAUCAUAUGUUUGCACACUGUCACAGUGAGUUUGAGUGUCCUGCUACUCCUCCAUCAAAUGUUCAGAUGGGAGAGGAGGGCUUUGGGUGCGACGUAUGUCCCUCUGCAUUCUCACAGUCUAUCAGUCACGAGAACCACGUGUGGAAGCGUACUCAUGAGAAAACAUACAGGUGCGAUCUCUGUCCUGCAGAGGUCAACCGGAAUGCGCAUCUACGGCUUCACAAGUGGACACACAAGGGGGAGAAGCCAUACAAGUGUGAUGUCUGCCCUGCAAAGUUCAGCCGGAGCAGUGACCUGCAGCGCCAUAAGAGGACACACACCGGUGAGAAGCCAUACAAGUGCGACGUCUGUCCUGCAAAGUUCAGCCAGGGCGGGCACCUACGGGACCACAAGAGGACACACACUGGCGAGAAGUCAUACAAUUGUGACCUCUGUUCUGCAGAGUUCAUCCAGAGCACGCACCUGCAGCAUCACAAGAAUAAACACAUGGGCAAGAAGCCAUACAAGUGCUAUGUCUGUCCUGCAGAGUUCAUCCAGCGCUCACACCUGCAGCGUCAUAAAAAGACACACACGGGCGAGAAGCCAUACAAGUGUGAUCUCUGUCCUGCAGAGUUCAUCCAGAGCACGAACAUGCAGCGUCACAAGAGGACGCACACGGGCGAGAAGCCAUACAAGUGUGAUGCCUGCCCUGCAAAGUUCAGCCGGAGCAGUGACCUGCAGCGCCAUAAGAGAACACACACCGGUGAGAAGCCAUACAAGUGCGAUGCCUGUCCUGCAAAGUUCAGCCGGAGCGAGUACCUACGGGACCACAAGCGGACUCACACCUGA